Molecule: messenger RNA, 1650 nt
Organism: Entamoeba invadens IP1
Lineage: Eukaryota; Evosea; Mastigamoebida; Endamoebidae
Exons: 1
Source: RefSeq, a predicted model, not a curated record
CAAAAGGCGUUUGCGGUUGUGACAAAGGAAGUUCAAUUUGUGUCGAUGUUGAUGUCUGCGUUGCAAAUCGUUAAUCACACGCCAUUCUUUGUGUUAAAGAAAGUUGACGAUUUGGUUGUUGUGGCUUCGCUUCAUAAUGCGCGGCGCGGAUGUAUUAUCAUUCAGGAUGAGUACGUUGAUGGGAUCCAAUAUUUUGACGUGGACGUGGUAGUUGUAUUUCGUUCGAGAGCUGGAGAAGAUGUAAGGAAUGUUGUUGGUGCAGUGGAUGUGAUAUAUGUUGGUGAGUCCAAUGUUAAAAAUCCGGUUGUGAUGUCACUGGAAAAAAUGGAAAGAAAGGUUGACAAGUACAUUCGAACGGUUUACCAACAAUUUAAAACAGAAAAGUGUCUUCCCGUUGAUGAAGACAAGAUGUUGGAAAGCAUAUUGGACAAAUUGAGAGAGAAGCCAAACAUCGAGGUUGAGAACAAAACAACUUUAGUGAAAGAAAACACACAACUUACAACACAAAACGCGGCGCAAAUAGUCUUAAGUCGACCCUCAAGCACAUUAUUAUCACAGCCAAACGUCAAAGUCAAACAAGAAGGUAUACAACAACUUUCAAUACAAACACUCAACAAGUUGCCGUUUAACGACGGUCCAACACUGUUGCCAAAACUCAAUGUAAAUCGCCCAAUUAACAUUUCAAUACCAAACACACCAUCUCCGUCUGAACUUGUGGUGAACCCAUCGAACUCACUUUGGGACGACGAGAUCAAAACAGUCGAAAAGCAAAUUUCCAACCAGAUCGACCACAUUAAACGAUCGGAGAAAAGCGAAGUUGCAACAGCAAUCAAGAGGUUCAAGGAAAAAGAGUACCUGAAAGAAUUUGUGAAUACGUACAAAGCAAAAGACGUUGUACCCGAGUCUCCUCGCAUAUUAGAGAAUCCUACGCUGCUUUUCGAAUAUGUUCCUUCGUAUUAUGAGCGCUGCACUGAGUUGAAAAAACUCGAAGUUCCACCGCAAGAAGUCUACGAACAGCAGACUCUGUAUUUAAAUCCGUCGUACCUUCACUUGGCCCACGUCGAUUAUCAAAAGCGAUGUUCGGACGUGAUUCAAAAGAAAACUUUCAAAGGGUCGCACCAAGUGCCAUCCCAUACAACCCCAAAUAUUUUGAACUUCCCGAAGGUUGAUGGACCACUCACUGGUAUGGGUGUUGGGAGGCGUGCAGCUCCUGGACCAAUGUUUAUGCGACAGUUUGGGUACCAAGCACCUAUUCCGCAACAAAUGCAACCAGCCAUGAACCAACCAAUUCAAGCCGGAUUACCCAUGCACUUAACAGCUGGAAUGCCCAACACAAUUGUGAAUGGGAUGCCAAAUGCUAUCCCUGGUGGAAUGCCUAAUGGGAUGCCAGGUGUCCGUUUACAGGGAGGAAUGACAAUAAACAACCCGUUGACGGGCGGAAUCAUACAACCCGGACAACCGAAUAUGCGAAAUGUCGCGCCAAUGUACAUGUUACAGAGAGCACCCUUUCCCAUUGUUGGUUCUGUACAACAAACACAAAUUGGAAUGACAACUUUCAACCCAAAUGGGCAACCAAACAUGGUUCGAAUGGGUCCUUUUCCAAACGGACAAAUGCCGAACAUGCCACCCAAUUUUCAAAGAAAGCCGUAA